This is a messenger RNA of Psylliodes chrysocephalus, 879 nucleotides long. Lineage: Eukaryota; Metazoa; Arthropoda; Insecta; Coleoptera; Chrysomelidae. The record is from the annotation of a GenBank genome assembly.
AUGGUAAAAAUGCAAUUAAUAAAGUCAAAUUUUAAUAUUAAACAUAUAGAAGAAUGUCUAAUGACUGAAAAUAAAUUUAUAACCGAUAUACUGAAGCGGUCUUGUAUACCCGAACGUAAAGAAUUCGAAAAUAGUGACAAUGAAGAGGAUAGGAAUGAUGAAGAGAAAGUACCUUUUAAUACACAUUUAAACAAAAAACAAAGAGCAAAAUCUUUAUUUGAAUUACAACAACGUUUAAAUGCUGUUAAAGGUAAGAAAAAACAAACCUAUAAGGAGAAGUUGACCAAGAAAGGUUUAAAAAAUCGAUUAAAAAAGAAAACUCAACAAGAUCAGAGAAAUGCAGACAAAAAACUAGAGAGAGCUGCUAUACUAUCUACAAAAACGGUUAAGUCUGAAGAAAAUGGAAUUGAUCAAAAUACAAAAAUCAAAGUUUUUAACAAAGAAGACAAAAUAGUAUUUUCAAAAAUUGAUUUUGAUAAUCCUAACAAAUUCCAAAAAGGUAAACCAAAAAAAGAUCCUAAAGAACUUCUCCAACAACUAGAAAAACAUAAAGAAACUAUUCAAAAACUAAAAGAUAGUGGUGAAACAGAAAAAGUCGUUGAAAUUAAAGAAAAAGUAGCUUGGAAAAACGCCCUAGCUAAAGCUGGAGGAGAAAAAAUUAAAGACGAUCCAAUUCUGCUCAAGAAAAGUGUAAAGAAAAAGGAACAAAAACAGAGAUCCAGCAAGAAAAAAUGGGAACAGAGAAACAAAAAUGUAGAAACGGCUAAAAAUGAAAAGCAAGCGAAGAGAAAUGAAAACUUGAUGAAAAGGAAAAAAGAUAAGAAUACUAAGAAAAUGAAGAAAGCAGUUAAAAAAGGAAAAGUUAUAGCAGGAUAUUAA